This is a messenger RNA of Aegilops tauschii subsp. strangulata, 1093 nucleotides long. RefSeq names its product eukaryotic translation initiation factor. The record is from RefSeq and is a predicted model, not a curated record. Gene Ontology annotation, cellular component: cytoplasm; eukaryotic translation initiation factor 4F complex. Lineage: Eukaryota; Viridiplantae; Streptophyta; Magnoliopsida; Poales; Poaceae. Gene Ontology annotation, molecular function: RNA 7-methylguanosine cap binding; translation initiation factor activity. Gene Ontology annotation, biological process: translational initiation.
CUCCCUUUCCUUCGGCGGCUGCUCCUCUCUCUCUCUUUCGCUGCGGCUCUCGCGACUCAUCCUCCCCAUCCCAAAACCCUCGAAAAGCAAAGGCGGCGGCGCGACAUGGCAGAGGUCGAAGCUGCGCUCCCGGUGGCGGCGACAGAGACCCCGGAGGUCGCCGCCGAGGGCGACGCGGGUGCGGCCGAGGCGAAGGGGCCGCACAAGCUGCAGCGGCAGUGGACCUUCUGGUACGACAUCCAGACCAAGCCCAAGCCCGGCGCCGCCUGGGGCACCUCGCUCAAAAAGGGCUACACCUUCGACACCGUCGAAGAGUUCUGGUGCUUGUAUGAUCAGAUUUUCCGUCCGAGUAAGCUGGUAGGAAGUGCUGAUUUUCAUUUAUUCAAGGCUGGGGUAGAACCGAAGUGGGAAGAUCCAGAGUGCGCAAAUGGAGGCAAAUGGACUGUGAUAUCUAGCAGGAAGACCAAUCUUGAUACCAUGUGGCUUGAAACGUGUAUGGCUCUGAUUGGAGAGCAGUUCGAUGAAAGCCAGGAAAUUUGUGGUGUUGUUGCUAGUGUCCGCCAGAGACAGGAUAAGCUUUCAUUAUGGACUAAGACUGCCAGUAACGAAGCUGUUCAGGUGGACAUUGGCAAGAAAUGGAAGGAGGUUAUUGACUACAAUGAUAAGAUGGUCUACAGCUUCCACGAUGACUCAAGAAGUCAGAAACCAAGCAGAGGUGGACGAUACACCGUCUAAGGCUGCACACAUGAUGAAGACCGCAGCUUGGAAAAGUGGCCGUGUAGUGUUUUACCGAGAUUCGAACCGCCUCAGCUAAUGUUGUUUGAGGCAAUUUUCCAAUCUACUAUGUCGUUUUGCUCUCUGAUUGCUUGUGGUAUGCAGAGAUGUCGUAUGCACUCAAUUUUCCUCGCAAUAUCCCUUGAUUUUAACAACCCAGAGGAGGAACCCCACCUUGUGUGGGAAGUGGGAUGCAUCAUCACUGUUUUAAGCAUAUAUUUGCCUUUGUGCAAGACUUAGGUAUUGGCUGUUUAGUCCACAUUUGUGGGCUCCGAAAAGCUGGCAGGAAAAAAAAAUGAAUUUUGCGGUUCGAAGUUGA